CAUGGAUUGGACGCGCGGGAAAUGCAUCGGAAAGGGCGCUUUCGGCACGGUGCACCUGGCCGUCGACAGGGCCACGGGCCACGCCUUCGCGGUGAAAUCGGUGGACGCCAAGGGCGGCGCGCCGGCCGCGGCUAUGGCGUGCCUAGAGAGCGAGAUAAGGAUCCUCAAGCGGCUCAGCUCACCGUACAUCGUGGCGUACCUGGGCGACGACGCCACAGCCGCGUCCAUGAACCUGCACAUGGAGCUGGUCCCGGGCGGCACCGCUGCCGACGCUGCGACGGCGACAGGCGGCCUCAGCGAGCGCGUGGCGCGGCGCGUCCUGCGCCCAGUAGUUGCCGCGCUGCGCUACCUGCACGACGUCGCCGGGGUGGUGCACGGGGACGUCAAGGGCCGGAACGUGCUCCUCGGCUGCGACGGCGCGAAGCUCGCGGACUUCGGCUCGGCGAGGCUCGUGUCGGAAGCGGCGCCCCGGGGCCCGCGCGGCACGCCGGCGUGGAUGGCACCCGAGGUGGCCCGCGGCGGCACGUCGACGCCUGCGUCCGACGUCUGGUCGCUCGGCUGCACGGCAGUGGAGCUGCUCUCCGGGAAGCGGCCGUGGUCGGAGCUCGGCGGCGCGCUGGAGGUCGGCGAGCUGCUGCUCCGCGUCGGGUUCGGCGAGCAGCGGCCCGAGCUGCCCGCGCACCUGUCAGACCCCUGCCGCAACUUCGUCGACAGGUGCCUCCGCCGCGACGCCGGCGAGCGGUGGACCUGCGAGCAGCUGCUGUGCCACCCAUUCGUCGCCGUGGACACUCAAGACGAUGACGACACCAGCGAUCUGUCGCCGCGAGCGGUCCUUGACUGGGCGGCGGCGUUGGACUCGGACUCCGACGCGUCGUGCAGCUGCUCGGAGGCCGACAUGGACGAGGAGCACGAGGUCAUGGCGCGCGCCAAGGGGAGGAUUGCCGAAUUGGCAUCAGACAGGACGCGCACAAGCUGGGCGCGCGAGUUGGAUGAAUGCCCCACCUGGGCGUCCGACAUCUGGGCCCCACUGCCCGGUCACGAGAUGUCAACAGUCGACGAUGCAGGAAAUGGCGGCGCCGGCGGGCCCGGAGUAAGCGGUGACGGUGCCGUCGUCACCGGCGGCUUCUGCGGUGUCAACUGCCGUGUUUGCUGCGACGAUCGCUGUAGGAUCCAUGAAUGUUGGUCUGGGGCUGAUCGGCCUAGUUUGCCGCCGUUCGCUAUUGCGUCCCGGUUGGUGUCAUGUAUUCUCUCGCAUUUGAUUCAAUCAAAGAUUUUAUCUGAGCAAUCUGGCAGUAUUUUUUUUACUUACAGCUUCUGUUCAUGCUUCUUUCAUGGUUUUGACUCUUGA
Lolium rigidum is the source of this 1348-nucleotide messenger RNA. Its product is annotated as mitogen-activated protein kinase kinase kinase 18-like. Gene Ontology annotation, molecular function: ATP binding; protein kinase activity. The record is from RefSeq and is a predicted model, not a curated record. NCBI's taxonomy places the organism in Eukaryota, Viridiplantae, Streptophyta, Magnoliopsida, Poales, Poaceae. The transcript has a single exon. Bases 2 to 1348 code for a protein of 448 amino acids. Gene Ontology annotation, biological process: protein phosphorylation.